This is a messenger RNA of Botrytis cinerea B05.10, 1513 nucleotides long. RefSeq names its product Bcpg1 (gene Bcpg1). The coding region runs from base 185 to 1333 and encodes 382 amino acids. Gene Ontology annotation, biological process: pectin catabolic process. Gene Ontology annotation, cellular component: extracellular region. NCBI's taxonomy places the organism in Eukaryota, Fungi, Ascomycota, Leotiomycetes, Helotiales, Sclerotiniaceae. The transcript has a single exon. Gene Ontology annotation, molecular function: polygalacturonase activity. The record is from RefSeq and is a predicted model, not a curated record.
GGCGGGAUUCAACCGGGUUCCACUUCUUUGAUGCUUCUCCAAAUUUCAAUCAUGUAUUUACAUAUAUAAGGAAGCUUCGAAUACCUUCUUUUCAUUCCUCAUCUCAUCAUCACUUACAUUCUUUUCCAUACUGUCUAGUACAUUCACUCUUUAAACUUACAUUCUUUUAACACUACUAGCCAAUAUGGUUCAACUUCUCUCAAUGGCCUCCGGCCUCCUUGCGCUGAGCGCAAUCGUCUCUGCUGCUCCAGCACCAGCACCAACCGCAGCUCCAAACCCAGCCGAUGCUCUUGCCGCUAUCGAGCAACGUGCUGCCGCCUGUACCUUCUCGGGAUCUGGUGGUGCUGCCGCCGCUUCCAAGUCCAAGACUUCCUGCGCCACCAUCGUCCUCAGCGCACUCUCCGUCCCAUCCGGUACUACCCUUGACUUGACUGGCCUCAAGUCCGGCACCCAUGUCGUCUUCGAGGGUACCACCACCUUCGGCUACGAAGAAUGGUCCGGUCCUCUCUUCUCCGUCUCCGGAACUGACAUUACUGUCACCGGUGCCUCCGGCAGCAAGCUUGAUGGCCAAGGAGCCAAGUACUGGGAUGGAAAGGGAACCAACGGUGGAAAGACCAAGCCAAAGUUCUUUUACGCCCACUCCUUGAAGGGUAAAUCAACAAUCUCUGGUAUCAACAUCUUGAACUCUCCAGUUCAAGUCUUCUCCAUCAACGGUGCUUCCGGUCUUACUCUCUCCAACAUCCACAUUGACAACUCUGCUGGAGAUGCUGGUAAACUUGGCCACAACACCGAUGCUUUCGAUGUUGGUUCCUCCAGCGAUAUCACCAUCUCUGGUGCCAACGUUCAAAACCAAGAUGACUGUCUCGCUAUCAACUCCGGUACUGGUAUUACCUUCACCGGUGGAACCUGUUCCGGUGGUCACGGUCUCUCUAUCGGAUCUGUCGGUGGACGUUCCGACAACACUGUCUCCGAUAUCAUCAUUGAAUCAUCUACUGUCAAGAACUCUGCCAACGGUGUCCGUAUCAAGACUGUCUCCGGUGCCACUGGAUCCGUCUCCGGCGUUACCUACAAGGACAUCACCCUCUCCGGCAUUACAUCCUACGGUGUUGUCGUUCAACAAGAUUACAAGAACGGUUCCCCAACCGGAAAGCCAACCUCCGGUGUCCCCAUCACUGAUGUCACUUUCUCCAACGUCAAGGGUACCGUCUCCUCCAGUGCUACCAACGUCUACGUUCUUUGCGCCAAGUGCUCUGGCUGGUCUUGGGAUGUCAGUGUUAGCGGUGGUAAGACCUCCAGCAAGUGUGCUGGUCUCCCAUCUGGUGUCAAGUGUUAAACAUCUUAACACCUUGACCAUCAAACCCUUUGCAGGGUUUGGAACAAUUUUAUAGAAGGGGAUGGGGGGUGGUGUUGUUGGAGCAGUGCUCAGUGUUCGCGUUCUUUGUAUAUAUAGCUUCUAUUGUCCACAUAUCGACUGUUUAAACCAUUGUAAUCGAAUUAAUUUGAUUACCUUCCA